GUUUGUCUUACUUUAUAACAUAUUUUCAUUGUUUGUGUACUAGACGACAUUAAGAGCAGCAGUCAUGUUCAAAUCUUUGUGCCUCGUUCUUGCAUUAGCUGUGGCGGCUUAUGCGCUCCCACACGGUUUUCUCCAAGGAGAUGUUGGAGCCGGUGGACAACCCGGUCAUGGAUUCCCUGAAGGCCAUGUUCAAGGGGGUGCUGGAGCCGGUGCUUUCCCCGGUCAAGGUGUUGUCCCACAAGGCUAUGCUCAAGGAGGUGCUGGAGGUAGAUCCGGUCAUGGAGCAGGUUUUGAAGCCCAAGCUGGAGUUGAUGGUGUAGGUCAUGCUGACGUCGGUGCUUACGCACAUGGUAAUCACCAACAUGGUAAUCACCAACAUGGAUACAAGGAGCACGGAUACUAGAAGUUGUACAAUGACAUGAAUAUGAAUAAACAUAUUAUUGCAUA
This is a messenger RNA of Melitaea cinxia (Glanville fritillary), 447 nucleotides long. RefSeq names its product glycine-rich cell wall structural protein-like. NCBI's taxonomy places the organism in Eukaryota, Metazoa, Arthropoda, Insecta, Lepidoptera, Nymphalidae. The transcript has 7 exons. The coding region runs from base 65 to 403 and encodes 112 amino acids. The record is from RefSeq and is a predicted model, not a curated record.